Exophiala dermatitidis NIH/UT8656 is the source of this 1956-nucleotide messenger RNA. RefSeq lists its product as uncharacterized. The transcript has 2 exons. Lineage: Eukaryota; Fungi; Ascomycota; Eurotiomycetes; Chaetothyriales; Herpotrichiellaceae. The record is from RefSeq and is a predicted model, not a curated record. Bases 228 to 1154 code for a protein of 308 amino acids.
CUUGGGCCGGCGGACAGCCAGCAGGAGGCACCGACGCGUCUUCUUAUGACAGCCGCCAUUGUUUUUAUGCCACCAUCUUCGGCCUUGUCCGCCGAUGCAAGGAAUAACAGGAAUAUCCGCAUCUGGCUUCAUAAGACCUUAUAUAUCGGCCUUCAGAGCCUCGAGUGACGGCAGACACUAUCUCCUGUUGUUGAAAAGGAGAGAUUUUCUUCGCAUUGGAAUCAACCAUGUCGAGAAGAAACCUCGCCAAUCACACGUCGACCGAAGUUCAUACAAUGGAUGCUUCUCCUCGUACCAUCAUCUACAAGAAAAUCGGCUCCCUUCAAAUUCCGCUGGAUCUUUAUCUGCCCAAGAAUGCACGGAAGGCGCCAAUACUUCUAUGGUUCCACGGUGGCGGACUCCUGAUGGGACGACGCGAUCUUCUCGCUCCUCACAUGCGCAAAAGCGUGCACACCCAUGGUUACGCUUGCAUUUCGGCCGACUACCGCCUCGCACCCCAGGUCUCCGUCCAUGAUGUCUUUGAAGAUGUAAAGGACUGCAUCAACUUCAUCCGAAACGAGCUCACCUCCUACGUGGAAGAAGACGCCUUGGAUGUAUCUCGUCUAGCCGUUUCUGGUAGCUCAGCAGGCGGCUUCUUGACUCUGUUAGCAGGACUCUAUGUAGUCCCUAAGCCACAGGUCAUUAUUCCGAUCUAUCCAAUCACCGAUCCUCUCGGUGGCUUCUUCACCAAACCACAGCCUGCGCCACCGGGACGCUAUGCAGCUUCCAAGGCGGAGAUGGAGCCUUUCCUCAAUACCCAAGCUGAACCAUCCACCAGCUGCGGCAAAGUCCCAGAUCCUCGCGCCCACAUGUAUGUGUACAUGCUGAGAGCCGCAAACUUGGCCGAGUUAUGGGGUGUGCCGGAUGAACAAAGCGCCGCUCCGUAUAGGAUCUCGCGCCAGAUUCAAGAGCAUGGAUUGCCACCUGCGUACGUGCUGCAUGGAGACGCAGAUACAGCAGUAGGUGUGGAACAGUCGGAUGAAGUCGUAGGUUCCAUGCUGGGUUGCGGGGUGAUCGUGGAGUACGAACGUCCACAUGGUCAAGAUCACUUUCUAGACAAUGGUGAUGACUAUCAGAACGAAGCGAUGUAUGCUUUCAUAAACAAACAUCUCUGACCGAAACCGCCUUGCGGGAACACAUGAAUCAAUUGCAGACUACUACACUGCGGAAACGACUCGAGGGUGUCAACUAUUCUAUCUACGCCCAUCCGACGACGAGGUUAACGACGACGAGCUUAUCUCUCGAAAAUUUUGGUGGGAAAACUCCAACGAAUAUAUAUGGGAUCAUAUAUCCCACAUCCAAGGAAUACCGGUCGAGGUCGUUGGCCACGAGUAGCUCGUUGGGACCCAAAAAAACUUCUUUUCGAGAUUCCUCAGUGGGUUUGAUUUCGUCUUGAAAUGCGUUGACUUUGACCUUGUCCGCUUCUUGAUCCAACAGGUUGAUCCUGGUGAGGAGGAUGCCAUGCGGAGUGGAGGAAUCGAUUUGGGCAGUCUCUUGAUGCGUCCUAACACCAAAGCUGACAGUACCUUUACUAUAUCGCAAAGUACACUUCCUGGGUUUGUCACACUGGCUGCCAAUGUUGGCUUAGUUGUUGCCAUACCUGCAAUGUGUGAGUCUAGUAAUAUUUUAGCUCUAGAGAGUCAGGGGAACUCACAUCGUAGAACGAGAACACCCAGUACCGUCGAUCAGAUUGCGGCACGUUGAUGUACAAAUCAUAUCGAGACAAGUCGUAGAACAUGAAUGAAUACAAGGUGUCGUUAUUUGGCCGAACCACCUGGGUCCAAUCUGCCUUGACGAGGUCGCGUUCAUGGAUCAGAGUGUUGUUUGGGGUGUUGACAUGGGCUUUAGAGAUCCUUCCAUACGCGUAGAGCGGGUAGCCAUACCUUGAACAUGUCGCUUAGCAAAAGAAGUAUUGCC